This is a messenger RNA of Cornus florida, 649 nucleotides long. Its product is annotated as heavy metal-associated isoprenylated plant protein 16-like. The record is from RefSeq and is a predicted model, not a curated record. Bases 138 to 497 code for a protein of 119 amino acids. NCBI's taxonomy places the organism in Eukaryota, Viridiplantae, Streptophyta, Magnoliopsida, Cornales, Cornaceae. The transcript is spliced from 3 exons.
ACUCCAUUCACAUACUCGAUCAUAACACACCAACACAUUCAAGUACCGCUCCACCGUUCUCAAACUCCAUCUAUUGCGUCUUUGUUUUUUUUUUUUGGUUCGUUCAUCAUAUUCACCAAACAGGAGGGAGGAUCAAAAUGAAGCAAAAGCUAGUGAUCAAAAUGUCCUUGAAUGGACAGAAGUCUCGUUCCAAAGCCAUGAAGAUAGUAGUGGGUAUUUCAGGAGUGGAGUCAGCAGCUUUACAGGGUGCGGACAAGAACCAGAUAGAGGUAACCGGGGAUGGGGUGGACGCGGUUGAGCUGACGACGGCGCUGAGAAAGAGCAAGAGCGUGGGGUAUGCGGAGCUGGUAAGCGUCACUGCAGUUGGUGAGAAGAAGCCGGAAGAGAAGCAAAAUGAGGUGCAGCCUCCCCUGAUUUGGACCACUUCUUACCAAUACCCGCCUUACCAAAUGGUUUAUCAAUACCCCAACCAAGACCCCAAUUGCUCUAUUAUGUGAUUAAUUGUUUGUAAUGAAGAGCAAUUUGUGUUGCUUUUUAGAGGAUUUUGUAUUUAUAGGAGGAGAUCGAGGAGGGAAUAAUACCACCUGAUGAUGCUUAUUUGGGACAUAUAUAUAUACUGUUUUUUUUGGCAGAAACAAACUAAGUUCGA